This is a messenger RNA of Lodderomyces orthopsilosis Co 90-125, 4620 nucleotides long. RefSeq names its product myosin 2 (gene MYO2). Gene Ontology annotation, biological process: vesicle transport along actin filament; actin filament organization. Lineage: Eukaryota; Fungi; Ascomycota; Pichiomycetes; Serinales; Debaryomycetaceae. The coding region runs from base 1 to 4620 and encodes 1539 amino acids. Gene Ontology annotation, molecular function: microfilament motor activity; ATP binding; actin filament binding. The transcript has a single exon. Gene Ontology annotation, cellular component: vesicle; actin cytoskeleton; cytoplasm. The record is from RefSeq and is a predicted model, not a curated record.
AUGGUAUCAUUGUAUGACGUAGGGACCACUUGUUGGUACCCAGAUGAAAAGUUGGGGUGGAUAGGUGCAAAAGUUGUAUCCAACAAAUCAGAAGGAAACAAACAUGUCAUCAAGUUGGUUUCUGAACAGGAUGAGUCACAAGAGUUUACAGUGGAAACAGACAACCUAUCUGAAGAUAAUGAAAAGCUUCCGCCAUUACGAAAUCCCCCUAUUUUGGAAGCAGCGGAAGAUUUAACCAGUUUGUCGUAUUUGAAUGAACCAGCUGUUUUGCAAGCGAUUAAGUUACGUUAUUCACUGUUGGAUAUCUAUACCUAUUCUGGUAUUGUUUUAAUUGCCACGAAUCCAUUUCAAAAGGUCGAGCAGUUGUAUUCACAGGACAUCAUUCAGGCGUAUGCUGGUAAAAGAAGAGGAGAGUUGGAUCCUCAUCUUUUCGCUAUUGCGGAGGAUGCGUAUAGAUGUAUGAAACUCGAUGGCCAAAAUCAAACCAUUGUUGUCAGUGGUGAAUCAGGUGCUGGUAAGACAGUUUCAGCCAAAUAUAUCAUGAGAUACUUUGCCUCAGUGGAGGAAGACACAGAACAAGCUUUGGGCUCUGAUCAUAAAGCCGAUAUGUCAGAUGUUGAAAAACAAAUUUUGGCAACAAACCCAAUUAUGGAAGCAUUUGGUAAUGCUAAAACCACUAGAAAUGACAACUCAUCGCGUUUUGGUAAAUAUUUGGAAAUCUUGUUUGACAAGUCAACUUCAAUUAUUGGUGCAAGAAUAAGAACAUAUCUUUUGGAACGAUCCAGACUAGUGUUUCAGCCAUCUACUGAAAGAAAUUACCAUAUAUUUUACCAACUUUUAGCGGGAUUAGACUCAGAACACAAGAAGGAAUUGGGUUUGUUAACUGCUGAUGAUUAUAAAUACACCAACCAAGGAGGAUUACCUAAGAUUGAAGGCGUUGACGAUGCCGAAGAAUUUCAAACGACAAAAGAUGCUCUUGCGUUGAUUGGAGUUAACGAGACUAAACAGAUGGAAAUUUACAAGAUUUUGGCUGCUCUUUUACACAUUGGUAAUAUCGAUAUUGCUGCAACUAGAAAUGAUGCUCACUUAUCUAGUGAUGAGCCAAAUUUGGCCAAAGCAUGUGAACUAUUAGGAAUUGAUGCUGUCAAUUUUGCUAAAUGGUGUGUUAAGAAACAAAUCACCACCAGAUCAGAAAAGAUUGUUACCAAUUUGAAUCAUAAACAAGCCUUGGUUGCUAGAGAUUCUUUUGCCAAAUAUAUCUACUCCGCAUUGUUUGACUGGUUGGUCAACUACAUCAACACUGAUUUGUGUCCUGAAGAGGUUGCUGCAAAGGUGAACUCAUUCAUUGGUGUGUUGGAUAUUUAUGGAUUUGAACAUUUUGAAAAGAACUCUUUUGAACAGUUUUGUAUCAACUAUGCCAAUGAAAAAUUGCAACAAGAAUUUAACCAGCAUGUGUUCAAGUUGGAACAAGAAGAGUAUGUUAAAGAACAAAUUGAAUGGUCGUUUAUUGACUUUGUUGAUAACCAACCUUGCAUUGAUGUGAUUGAGAAUAGAAUGGGUAUCCUUUCCUUAUUGGAUGAAGAGUCAAGAUUACCUGCCGGAAAUGAUCAAUCAUGGAUUGAGAAAAUGUAUCAAAACUUGGAUAAAGAGCCAACGAAUAAGGUAUUCAAAAAGCCAAGAUUUGGUCAAACCAAGUUUAUUGUCAGCCAUUACGCUUUAGACGUUACUUAUGAUAUUGACGGUUUUAUCGAAAAGAAUAGAGACACAGUAGGUGAGGGACAUUUGGAUGUCAUGAAAAAUACAACUAAUGAGUUACUUCAAGAUGUUCUCAGCAUUGUUGACAAGAACGCCGCUGAGUUGGAGGCUAACAAAGCACCAGCAAAGGGUAAAAUUGCCAACAAAAAACCAACUUUGGGUUCCAUGUUUAAAAACUCGUUGGUUGAAUUGAUGAAGACUAUCAACUCUACGAAUGUACACUAUAUUAGAUGUAUCAAACCAAAUGAAGAAAAGAAAGCAUGGGAAUUUGAUUCAUUAAUGGUGCUCUCUCAAUUGAGGGCUUGUGGUGUUUUGGAGACAAUUAGGAUUUCGUGUGCUGGUUUCCCGUCCAGGUGGACUUAUGUUGAAUUUGCUGACCGUUACCACACGUUGGUUCAUUCGGACGAUUGGAUUAAAGUGAUGAGGGUAGAAACAACACAAGAGUCGGUAACUGAACUUUGUAAUCAGAUCUUGACAUCCAAUGUUGAAGACAAGGGUAAGUAUCAAUUGGGUAACACGAAGAUCUUCUUCAAAGCGGGUAUGUUGGCUCACUUUGAAAAAUUGAGAUCCGACAAAAUGUACAAAUCAGCUGUGAUGAUACAAAAGAAUAUGAGAAAACGUUUCUAUAGGCAAAGAUACAUUGACAUUAGACAGUCACACAUUAAGUUGCAAAGUUUGAUUCGAGGACACGAAAAGAGGAGAAAGAUCAGAGAAGAAAGAGAAAGAGCUGCGGCCACAAUGAUUCAAACAUCAAUCAGAGGUCAUUUGGCAAGAAAGCAAUACCUCAAUACUCUCAAUUCCGUCAUCACUUUGCAAAAGUCUAUUCGUGGUUUACAAGCCAGACAAAAUUACAAAUCAUUACGUUUGGAAAAAUCUGCAUCAACUAUUCAAAAAUCUUGGAAGGGAUACAAGGAGAGAAAAAAUUUUGCCAAUACCAAAAAAUCGGCAAUUGUUAUUCAGUCAGCUUUCAGAAGGCAAUAUGCUUACCGUGAAUUGAAGACAUUGAAGGCGGAGGCUAAAUCAGUCAACAAAUUGCAAGAAGUAUCUUAUCAAUUGGAGAAUAAGGUCGUUGACUUGACUCAAUCUCUUACAGCAAAGAUUCAAGAUAACAAGGCCCUCAUGGAGGAGAUUUCAAACUUGAAAGAUUUGUUGAAACAGCAAGGUCAAGCUCAUGAAACCUUGAAGUCAAGAGAAGUUGAAUUUAAUAGUAAAUUGGAUGCCACCAGUGCUGAACAUCAACAGGAAGUUGAAAGCUUAAACAAUGAAUUAGCAACACUCAGAUCUGAAUAUGCAUCAGCCGAAGCCAAGAUUGCUGAAUUAUCCAAAGAACAAUCAGCAUUGAAAGAGGAGGUACAACGCACUCUUGAAGAAUUGAAUAAUGCCAGAAACGAUCUCGUCAAACGUGAUACAAUUGAAGUCGAUUUGAAGGCUCAUAUCGAACAAUUGAAAGCUGAAUUGGCUCAACUCAACAAUCCCAAAAUUAGAAGUGUCAACAACGGCAACAACAAGCGUCAUAGCAGUGCUGUGGCGUGGAACUCUCCUAGUUCUCUUGACAAUCCUAGACCGGUAUCAGUCAUUGCUGUUUCCAAUGAUGGCGAUGCUAACAUUGAUGAUAUUAAUGAUGAAUUAUUUAAAUUAUUGAGAAAUUCACGUCAAUUGCACCGUGAAAUAGUUGAAGGGUUGCUUAAGGGAUCAAAGAUUCCUACUUCCAAUGUUGCUGCUGAUUUGACAAGAAAGGAGGUGUUGUUCCCUUCAAGAAUAAUCAUUAUUAUUUUGUCAGACAUGUGGAGGUUGGGAUUGACUAAAGAAAGUGAGGAAUUUCUCGGUGAAGUUUUAUCAACUAUUCAAAAUCUUGUAUCUACAUUGAAGGAUGAAGAUGUCAUUUCACAUGGUGCAUUCUGGUUAUCCAAUACCCAUGAGUUAUAUUCAUUUGUCUCCUAUGCUGAACAAACCAUCAUUUCCAAUGACAAUUUAUCAAAUGAAAUGAGCGAAGAUGAAUUCAAUGAGUACUUGAAAUUAGUUGGAGUUGUAAAGGAAGACUUUGAAUCAUUGUCGUAUAACAUCUACAACAUGUGGAUGAAGAAGAUGCAAAAGGAUUUGGAAAAGAAGGCAGUUUCAGCUGUGGUUAUUUCUCAAUCAUUACCUGGGUUCAUGGCUCCAGAAAGCUCACCAUUUUUGAGUAAAGUAUUUUCCAGUGGUUCCAGCAGUUACAAAAUGGAUGAUAUAUUGUUAACGUUCAAUUCAUUAUACUGGUCCAUGAAGAAUUACUAUAUCGAAGAUGAAGUCAUUGUUCGAGUAAUUACCGAAAUGUUGAGAUUCAUUGAUGCGUUAUGUUUUAAUGAUUUGAUAAUGAGGCGUAACUUCUUAUCAUGGAAGAGAGGUUUACAAUUGAAUUACAAUGUCACGCGACUUGAAGAAUGGUGUAACUCACACGGUAUUGAAGAAGGGUCCACUUGUUUGAUUCAUGUGUUACAAGCUGCCAAAUUAUUACAAUUGAGGAAAAACACAAGUGAAGAUAUCGACAUCAUUUAUGAAAUUUGUUUUGCUUUGAAUCCAGCUCAGAUUCAUAAAAUCGUUGGUGCUUAUAGCUCAGCUGAAUAUGAAACACCGAUUGCACCUGCUGUGAUGUCAUUGGUGGCUGCAAAGACUAAAGAAAGUUCAAGAGAUGAGAUUUUCUUGACAGUUUCUGCUGAUGGACAUUUCGAGGAUCCAUUUAGAGAUAUUGAAUUGAGACCAUUUGCUCGUGUUGAGGCUUAUGUUCCUGCAUGGUUGAAUUUACCCGUAAUUCGUCGUAUUGUUGAAUUGGUUGCUAAAAACGCUUCUGUUCAAGCGACAUUUCAAAAUAAAGAGGAGAAUGGUGUAUAG